Penaeus monodon (black tiger shrimp) is the source of this 2324-nucleotide messenger RNA. RefSeq names its product receptor-type tyrosine-protein phosphatase C-like. The record is from RefSeq and is a predicted model, not a curated record. Gene Ontology annotation, molecular function: protein binding; protein tyrosine phosphatase activity. Gene Ontology annotation, biological process: protein dephosphorylation. NCBI's taxonomy places the organism in Eukaryota, Metazoa, Arthropoda, Malacostraca, Decapoda, Penaeidae.
AUGAGGAGCCUCGUGGUAUCCGUCCUGAUCCUGGGUAACUACGGUGUGAUAGAAGUUAAAUCUGGAUCUCAUGCCACAGACUUGUUUAUAAUUUGGCGCAUUGUCCGGAAUGGAGUCUCAAAAGCUGGAAUCUUUGCUCUGGAAGACUGCCAUCAUCUCAUUUACUCUAAAGCUUUACACGCUAUCAGCAUCACCUCAUUUACUCUAAACUCCUUCCUUAUCAGUAUGAAUUCCUUGGCGAGCAGCGUCAUAGGUCCCCAGUCUCCUUCGGCACAGCGCUCGGCCCUUCGUCAGGAGGACCCGAGACACAGGCGAAGGCGGCAGUCGGAUGACUGGGAGUAUGAAAUCACUGCGACUACAGCGACAAUAACAAUAAAAUUUACUAACAAGCCGAUAAAUGCACAGUACUGGUUGGAUGCGUACGAUGCCGAAACACAACGAUUUGCCAGAAGAACAGGAUGGCAGAGACAAGGGACAUUCACUCUCCAGAACCUGUCUCCUGACACGGAAUAUGUGAUAACUGUUCACAAGACUUUCUCAAGAUUUUCCAUCCGCCAUACGACCAUGAAACGCAUGUCUGUCAUCGCCUCAACACCGACAAGCAUCACGCUUUAUUUCCUGUACACAAAGCAAGAUCACAAAUGCCCACCGCGGCAGAGCUACCGUCGUCCUAGCGACCUUCUGCCCUUGGAACGAAGGUCCUGCUCAUUGGCCGAAUCAGCAGUUACAGCCUACUCGUUCGCCCAUAACGGCCGUUUGACAAUUAACGAGCUCUGCCUCGGUGUUCCACAGGAGAAGCCAAGGCGAGAUCGCUACAACGUCUUCGCCAAGAAAACUGGAUCGCAGCAACUGGCUUCUUCCGUCGGUGUGGUGUCGGAUACGGCGACGCUGGAGAACUUACAGCCAGGCACCGAGUAUGAGGUAUCAGUGACUUACUCGGGCCUUCAGGAGAAGUUAAUCUACAAAACUCUAGCUUCUAUUUCUCUCCAAUUGAGUCUGAAGUCACCAAACAGUGUAGAAGCCAGUUGGUCACAUCCAGAUGAAGCUUCACACAGACUCACGUACUCUUUAAGCUACACGAUUAAUUUCCUUGCCUGUCGUAACAACGCGGUCAACGGGGAUCCAUUACGUGUGGCUGCGUUAGGUCGACAGGUUUUGAGCGAUGUUCCUCCUUAUGUCGCCUUUGAAGUUUGUAUUGAAGCCUUGGGUGAACUGAGGAGUGCCAAAAAGUGUGACACCAUUGACACACCUGCGGCAGUCCCAGAAAGCAAGAUUGCGCGAAUUAACUGCGUCGGAAAAUGGACGUGCAGUCUACUAUUCGAAAACGACUGCAGGCUCAUAAACGGACCGAACCCCUGUGCCUUUUUCAAAUUCUCCGGCCCAGGAGACGGCGAUCAACCCUGGCAAAGGAAGUGCAGUCCCGGCAAUUCUAAUAUCCGUCCCUCAUUCACGGUCAACAAGCCUCAGAACCUUCUUCCGUACACGACCUACAGCCUCACUGCCUUUCCCCUCCUGGGAAAGGUCACGGAUCUGGAGGUGUCUGCCGCUGCCCACUCCCUCACUCUGACCUGGUUCGACCCCUCCGACAACCCUCUCAGGGGUAAACUUGAAGAGUUCAGAGUAACAUGGAACCGUGGAACCAGGGUGGGGAGGGGCUUGUAUAUAGACCUGCCCUUGUCUGCAUUCCCCGAGGGCAAAGAGGGGCGACGAUCUCAUAUCAUUAUGGACCUGGAGGCUGGCGAAGAUUACUACGUACAGGUUUUGGGCCGGAAUGCUGGCGUGGAGAGCUUUGGAGAUCCUAAUGGACUAGCAACAAGGACUCUACUAGGAGUGCCUUCACCGCCGCAGAAGGUCAAUUACAGCAUUUCAGAUGGGCAGGUUUUCCUGUCAUGGGAGCCUCCUGUGGACAUGGCUGGGGGACUCGUCUACUAUGUCGUCAAGCUGGACGGACACAACCUCUCUUGUGCUGUUGAUGUCAGUGCAGAUCUCGAAUGUCUGCUGGAAGGUUUAACGGCAGGUGAGGAACACGAGGUGACUGUGAGGGCAUGCAACAGUAACCUUUGCAGUGAUUCUGAACAGCUAACAGUGAUUGGUCCUGGUGUUAAGAAGGAAUAUAUCGUCCUCCCUGUGGUGUUACUUCUCCUUUUGCUGUGUCUUAUAAUCUUUCUUGUAGUCUGUUCGCCAAGAGACCGGAAUUCGCUCACCUCAAUCGAGACCCCGAGAUCGUCCCAGCGGAUGGCAGGAUGAUCUUCCUCUAUGUGCUGACCAGCGACUCUUGCUCUCAGUACAUCAACGCCACUUUCGUCAACGGAUUCGACAAAAAG